This is a messenger RNA of Pollicipes pollicipes, 466 nucleotides long. RefSeq names its product serine/threonine-protein kinase LMTK1-like. The coding region runs from base 68 to 466 and encodes 132 amino acids. Gene Ontology annotation, biological process: protein phosphorylation. The transcript has 5 exons. Gene Ontology annotation, molecular function: protein tyrosine kinase activity; ATP binding. Lineage: Eukaryota; Metazoa; Arthropoda; Thecostraca; Pollicipedomorpha; Pollicipedidae. The record is from RefSeq and is a predicted model, not a curated record.
CGUGCUGCGGCUGCUGGGCCGCUGCGUGGAGGCCGACCCCUACCUGCUCAUCCUGGAGCGCUGCGGCAUGGGCGACGCCAAGGAGUUCCUGCAGUCGCGGUCUUCGGAGCAGCGGCAGCUCCUGCUGGACACCAUGUCGCUGAACAAGAUGGCCAUGGACGCGGCUUCGGGACUUCAGCACCUGCAUGACAUUCAUUACACGCACAGUGACUUGGCGGCGCGCAACUGCCGCAUCAUGGAGAACUGCACGCUCAAGAUUGGCGACUACGGCUGCAGCAUCGACAAGUACAAGGAGGACUACUACAUCGCCGGCGAGGUGGCGCUGCCUGUGCGCUGGUGCGCGCCGGAGAUCCUCGAGUGCACGCCCUCCACCAUCGAGACCAAAGGAGACUCGCCCGCGCUGACUGUCCCCGCGCUGAAGCACGCUCCGCACUACGACUCGCUCCGCGCUGACUCCCCGCGCUGA